Messenger RNA from Thecamonas trahens ATCC 50062, 327 nucleotides. RefSeq lists its product as uncharacterized. Lineage: Eukaryota; Apusomonadida; Apusomonadidae. The record is from RefSeq and is a predicted model, not a curated record. The coding region runs from base 1 to 327 and encodes 108 amino acids. The transcript has 2 exons.
AUGUCUCUUCCUUCGCAGCCCGCUAUCGACGCCAUCGCCUCGCUUGCUGAGGUUCUGGACGAGGUGGUGACCCACACCACGCCUGUACUCCGCCACUUUCUGGCGGUGCUCGGCAUCGACACGUCCGAGCUUGACUUUCGUGCACUUCUCAAGGAGGUGGAGCGCCUGAACAUCCCGGUCAUCGACACUCGGACGUGCAUCGCGCUCCGGCGCAUGCUCAACAGCUCGUUUCAUCAGAACGCGCAGUCCAAGGAGGUGGUUAUGGCCACCCUCCGCGGCUUUGUCGACUUUCUCGUCUCCAUCCAGCGCUUCGGCACGACAUUCUAA